GGACGCGAGGAGCGGGCGCGGAGCCGCAGCGCCGCCCGCGGGGCCGGGGGGGCGUCCACGGGGCGCGGGAGCCGCUCUACCCCUGCAGCGGGAUCCGCCCGGCUGCCGGGCUCCGGCCUGUCCAUGGAGGGAAGCCCAGCCCAGCGGCGCUCGGCGCUCCCGCGCGAGAAGGGCCGGCGCCAGGCCGUGCGGGGUCCCGCCUUUAUGUUUCACGAGCGCGGCACGAGCCUCACGGCCGAGGAGGAGCGUUUUCUGGACGCGGCCGAGUACGGCAACAUCCCGGUGGUGCGCAAGAUGCUGGAGGACUCGCACUCGCUCAACGUCAACUGCGUGGACUACAUGGGCCAGAACGCGCUGCAGCUGGCCGUGGGCAACGAGCACCUGGAGGUCACCGAGCUGCUGCUCAAGAAGGAGAACCUGGCGCGCAUCGGCGACGCGCUGCUGCUGGCCAUCAGCAAGGGCUACGUGCGCAUCGUGGAGGCCAUCCUCAACCACCCCGGCUUCGCCGCCAGCGGCCGCCUGACCCUGAGCCCCUGCGAGCAGGAGCUGCAGGACGACGACUUCUACGCCUACGACGAGGACGGCACGCGCUUCUCGCCCGACAUCACGCCCAUCAUCCUGGCGGCGCACUGCCACAAGUACGAGGUGGUGCACAUGCUGCUGCUGCGCGGCGCGCGCAUCGAGCGCCCGCACGACUACUUCUGCAAGUGCGCCGAGUGCGCCGACCGCCAGCGCCUGGACGCCUUCAGCCACUCGCGCUCCCGGAUCAACGCCUACAAGGGGCUGGCCAGCCCGGCCUACCUGUCCCUGUCCAGCGAGGACCCCGUGCUCACCGCCCUGGAGCUCAGCAACGAGCUGGCCAAGCUGGCCAACAUCGAGAAGGAGUUCAAGAAUGAUUAUCGGAAGCUCUCCAUGCAGUGCAAAGACUUUGUAGUGGGUGUGCUGGACCUGUGCCGAGAUUCAGAAGAGGUGGAAGCUAUUCUGAACGGAGACCUGGAAUCCACCGAACCUCUGGAACUGCACAGGCAUAAAGUCUCUCUCAGUCGUGUCAAGUUGGCCAUUAAGUAUGAAGUCAAGAAGUUUGUGGCCCACCCCAACUGCCAGCAGCAGCUCCUGACCAUCUGGUAUGAGAAUCUCUCAGGCCUGCGGGAACAGACGGUGGCCAUCAAGUGUCUGGUGGUGCUAGUUGUGGCACUGGGUCUCCCAUUCCUGGCUAUCGGCUACUGGAUCGCUCCAUGCAGCAGGCUGGGGAAGAUUCUGCGUAGCCCGUUCAUGAAGUUUGUGGCUCAUGCUGCAUCCUUCAUCAUCUUCUUGGGCCUGCUGGUGUUCAAUGCCUCUGAUCGAUUUGAGGGCAUCACAACAUUGCCCAAUAUGACCGUCGUGGAUUACCCCAAACAGAUCUUCAGGGUGAAAACCACCCAGUUCACCUGGACGGAAAUGCUCAUCAUGGUCUGGGUUCUGGGGAUGAUGUGGUCUGAGUGCAAGGAGCUCUGGCUGGAGGGGCCACGGGAAUACAUCCUGCAGCUGUGGAAUGUGCUGGACUUCGGGAUGCUCUCCAUCUUCAUCGCUGCCUUCACGGCCAGGUUCCUAGCCUUCCUUCAGGCCACCAAGGCACAGCAGUAUGUGGACAGUUUUGUCCAGGAGAGCGACCUCAGUGAAGUCACGCUCCCACCAGAGAUCCAGUAUUUCACGUACGCCAGAGACAAAUGGCUCCCCUCAGACCCUCAGAUCAUAUCUGAAGGUCUCUAUGCCAUUGCAGUUGUGCUCAGCUUCUCUCGGAUCGCCUACAUCCUCCCUGCCAAUGAGAGCUUUGGACCCUUACAGAUCUCUCUCGGGAGAACCGUGAAGGACAUAUUCAAGUUCAUGGUCCUCUUCAUCAUGGUGUUUCUUGCCUUUAUGAUCGGCAUGUUCAUCCUUUAUUCUUACUACCUUGGGGCUAAAGUUAAUGCUGCUUUUACCACUGUAGAAGAAAGUUUCAAGACGCUGUUUUGGUCAAUAUUUGGGUUGUCUGAAGUCACGUCCGUCGUGCUCAAAUAUGACCACAAAUUUAUUGAGAAUAUCGGCUACGUCCUCUAUGGCAUUUACAAUGUCACCAUGGUGGUGGUGCUACUCAACAUGCUGAUCGCCAUGAUCAACAGCUCCUACCAGGAGAUUGAGGAUGACAGUGAUGUGGAAUGGAAGUUUGCACGCUCCAAACUUUGGCUGUCUUAUUUUGAUGAUGGAAAGACAUUGCCUCCACCAUUCAGCCUAGUUCCUAGUCCAAAGUCAUUUGUGUAUUUUUUCAUGAGGAUCAUUAACUUCCCCAAAUGCAGAAGGAGAAGAUUUCAGAAGGAUACAGAAAUAGGAAUGGGCAACUCAAAGUCCAGGUUAAACCUCGUCACUCAGUCUAAUUCGAGAGUUUUUGAAUCGCACAGUUUUAACAGCAUCCUCAAUCAGCCAACACGUUAUCAGCAAAUAAUGAAAAGACUUAUAAAGCGAUAUGUUUUGAAAGCACAAGUGGACAAAGAAAAUGAUGAAGUUAAUGAAGGUGAAUUAAAAGAAAUCAAGCAAGAUAUCUCCAGCCUUCGAUAUGAACUUUUGGAGGACAAGAACCAAGCAACUGAGGAAUUAGCAGUUCUAAUUCAUAAACUCAGUGAGAAGUUGAGUCCCAGCGUGCUGAGAGGUGGUUAUUGGAGAUCAUGAUGGGGUUAUUAUGUGCUUUGGCAUGAAGAAAGGAGAAGCAGUAGCAGUGUUCAAGACUUUACCAGGGCAGAAGAUAGCAAGACUGG
This is a messenger RNA of Sorex fumeus (smoky shrew), 2768 nucleotides long. RefSeq names its product transient receptor potential cation channel subfamily C member 3 (gene TRPC3). The record is from RefSeq and is a predicted model, not a curated record. Gene Ontology annotation, cellular component: cation channel complex; membrane. NCBI's taxonomy places the organism in Eukaryota, Metazoa, Chordata, Mammalia, Eulipotyphla, Soricidae. Gene Ontology annotation, biological process: calcium ion transmembrane transport; regulation of cytosolic calcium ion concentration; manganese ion transport. The transcript has 14 exons. The coding region runs from base 124 to 2682 and encodes 852 amino acids. Gene Ontology annotation, molecular function: inositol 1,4,5 trisphosphate binding; protein binding; store-operated calcium channel activity.